CAAACAGUCAUACCCUCCAAAACUCAUGGAUCCCCAUUGGAACACUCCUCACUAUUAUAAUCACAUUCAUCAACAACUGCCCCCAUUGAUCAAUAACCCACCUGAUCAAACCCCUCUUCAUAAUCAGCAACACCAAAACCCACCUUACUCAUCCACACCAGAAGGCAGUAAUCUCCUACAACAGCAGCUCAGAACUUUCUGGAAUAACCAGAAUCUAGAAAGCAAACAAGCCAUUGAUUUCAAAAACCACAGCUUACCCUUAGCAAGGAUCAAAAAGAUCAUGAAAUCUGAUGAUAAUGUACACAUGAUAUCAUCAGAUGCACCAAUCUUAUUGGCUAGAGCUUGUGAAAUGUUUAUACAAGAUUUAACACUUAGAUCAUGGAAUUCUACUGAAGAAACAAAAAGAAAAACUCUUCAGAAAGCUGAUAUUUCUGCUGCACUUUCUACUACUGAUUUAUUUGAUUUUUUGGUUGAUAUUGUUCCAAGAGAAAAACCUGUUAUUUCCAAUGUAAUGCCAAUCUAUCCUUCUAGAUUCUCAUCAAUGGGGUUGCAGCAGCUUGAGGGUUAUAAUCCUCUAGGUGAAGGUACAGGGGUUAACAUGGGUUUGCAGCAAAUUCAGCAUGAUGAUCAAGUAGAUCAUGGAGGGGUGAAUGUUAGUAAGUAUUAUGUUCAAGGAGGGUGGCCCACUUUUAUGUCUAACCAGUCUGCUUGGCCUCCACCAGAUCUUUGACAUUCUAAAAGUGAAAAGCUAUAUAUGGAACAUAGAGAAAGUAUUCUGAAUUCCUUAGCUUAUAAUGUGAUUAUGUCUUAUUAGUUUCAAACAACUUUUACACGGACUCUUUAUUUUAAUACAUAUAUCUGUGUCCGAUCCUUGAUGCUCGGACAAUGGCAUGGCAUUUAGACACUUCAUUUUAGACGUAAAAUUAAAUAUUUAGAUGUAUUCGACAUUUGGACACGUUCCAGUAUCCAAUAUUAAUACCCAAGUCUAAGUAUCAUAGGUUCCAAACAAAAGAAAUUAAUUUUUCAUGAAUAUUAA
Messenger RNA from Amaranthus tricolor (Joseph's coat), 1036 nucleotides. Its product is annotated as nuclear transcription factor Y subunit C-3-like. Gene Ontology annotation, cellular component: nucleus. The transcript has a single exon. Gene Ontology annotation, molecular function: protein heterodimerization activity; DNA-binding transcription activator activity, RNA polymerase II-specific. Bases 26 to 730 code for a protein of 234 amino acids. The record is from RefSeq and is a predicted model, not a curated record. NCBI's taxonomy places the organism in Eukaryota, Viridiplantae, Streptophyta, Magnoliopsida, Caryophyllales, Amaranthaceae. Gene Ontology annotation, biological process: regulation of DNA-templated transcription.